This is a messenger RNA of Xenopus tropicalis (tropical clawed frog), 1743 nucleotides long. RefSeq names its product sperm-tail PG-rich repeat containing 1 (gene stpg1). Lineage: Eukaryota; Metazoa; Chordata; Amphibia; Anura; Pipidae. The transcript is spliced from 9 exons. The record is from RefSeq and is a predicted model, not a curated record. Gene Ontology annotation, cellular component: nucleus; cytoplasm. The coding region runs from base 385 to 1338 and encodes 317 amino acids.
UUCCGCUUCUUAUUUGCGCGGCACUAUACAAAGUUUAAAGCAGCCAAACUUACUCUUUCUGGCUCAGGAAAACUGCAGCUACAAUGUAGUCCGAUAAUCAUUUGCGGUACUUAGGAAAAUAGCUGAGGUUUGUGGAUUCGAUGUAACUGGCAGUGUUGGGUGUAGCAUCAUGGCCGGAUAUGGGUGUGCCAUUAGGUUGCUAAGCAACCCUGCUACACAUAGAAGUGACAUGGUGCGUGGGGUGCGUUCAGAAUGGUAGCAGUGGAAGAUUGGCCUUCGAGUUUGUGAUUUGAUGGAACUCCACAUUAAAAACAGCAAGCUUCAAGACACUGAUGUAAGAAGAAAGCCUCAUUGCCAGUCUCCAAAGAUUCAGACACUGCUACAAUGAGUGUCAGGAUACCUGCCACUGCUUCAUCAAUACCUACAAAAUACCAGACUGUGUUUAUUCCAACAUCAGAAAAGAAUGGUUUUAACUCAAGAUCCUUACGAUUCUCCUCCAGUCUCACGCAGAAUGAAAAUCCUGGCCCUGGGACAUACAAUGUUGGGAGAACACCUGCUGACAUCAAUAGUGUCUCAUUGUCAAAGAAAGGGACUGGUGGGUUUCCAUCUAAGGCUCCUCGAACUCUCCAGCGUAAAAUUGCCCGUACCCCAGCUCCUAAUGCAUACCUUUUAAAUAAGGAGUUCUUUUCUAAAAAGGAUUUCAGCAAGGGUAACUCUAGUAUGUUUCAGCAGCCAGUUGCUGUGGAAGUGGAAGAUACAAAACACCUGACACCAGCCCCAAAUCAAUAUAGCGCAUCGUCAACUUACUGUCAUCCAAAUAAUAAUGUAGCUGCUCAUGCCUCCUUUGUCUCAAAAACAAAAAGAGACCUUUUAAAGCCAAAUGCUGUGAAUGGACCUUCUCCAUGCCAUUAUACAAUAAAUGAUUCACUUGUGAAAGAAUCCACUAAAGUUCUAGUUUCAUGCUUUAAAUCAAAGACAUCUCGCAAUUCAUUGAAUGUGAUCUCAGACAACCCAGGGCCUGCAAGCUAUGAUCUAUACAAAUCUUUUGAGUCAGAAAAAAAGACCAUCUUUCCAAGAAAGCAUUAUCUCUGUUUUUCGGCCCCUGCCAUGCCAGUUCCCAAGACGCCCCCAGUCCCGGGUCCUGGACACUAUGCCAUUGUGGACUAUGAAGGACUACCUAAGCAACACAUGUCCAGUGCUGCAUUUGUUUCCAAUACCAGUCGCUGGGCUGGAGAUGUUUCAGGGAACAGGUUUCCUGGUCCAGGUGCUUAUUAUCCCGAAAUCCCAGGAAGAUACUCCUUUCUGUAUAACAGCAAUCGAAAAUGGGUUCCUGCAUAAAGAUAAACACAACUUAACAAAGUCAUAGAUUUCUGAAGAAUUUUAUAAUUCUACACUUAGAUUAUCAAAUCUUUAAUGUUUUUAAUAGAUGAAUGUGACCAAAAAAUGUUCUGGCUGCAAGAAAUGUAAGCUAGCCUUCCUGAUUAUCUUGCUUUUGGAGACACUAUUUAAUCAUUUAAAUGGAAAAUGUCGAUUUUUAUUUUAUGCUUAUUUCAUACAGUGUUUUAUACAUUUGACAUCUGUAAAUUAAAAACAUAAAUGAUGUAGUCUUUUUCCAGUGCCACAAAAUGUAGGGUGUAGCCAUUCACUGCAGGUGUGGGAGUUUGUGCAUUAAGCACUUUUGACACCUUGUUUUUUCAUUAAUUAUAUACAUGUCAAUAAAAUGUGCUUGAAUUAUUACUAUUA